AUGGUGCUUUCAAAUCUCAGCUUCUAUAAUGUCUUAGCUGGUUUGGACUGCAGUCCGUAUUCAGAGUCACCUUGGGAAGAGGAAGAUCAGGUCCACCGAAAUUCUAACCUGAAAUCAUGUGGGCAUUUCCAGAAAAGGUCAGAGGUUGUGUAUCUGGAGAGGAGUAUUCCCAAAAUUGUGUGGACAGGGUUGCUGCUCGGCUUAUCCAAUAUAGAUCAGGCACAAAAGCAGGCAACAAGCCUGGUUUAUUGCACCCGUCUAUCACAGAACACACAUAUAAACUCACGUCUUGCCAUUUUGGAGUCAACAAUAAAUCUUCCCUGCAUAGGUUAUGAGGAAGGAAAUCUAAGUACUCUAAGAAAAACAAAUCCUAUAGACAUGGGUCCAUCAGGGGCAAGUGGAUUGCCAGGAGGACAAGGUCCACAGGGACCCACAGGUCCUGAAGGACUACCAGGACCUUCCGGCCCACCUGGCCCUCCUGGACCACCAGGUUUGCCUGGUGUUUUCCCUGAUGGCAGUGGUGAUGUUGUGUGCCCUGCUAUUUGUCCGCCUGGCCCAUCAGGUCCUCCGGGAAUGCCAGGAUUCAAGGGUCACACGGGCCACAAAGGAGAUAAGGGAGAGCAAGGAAAAAUUGGUGAGAAGGGUGAUCCAGGCCCCCCAGGCCCAGCUGGCCUACCUGGAACUGUUGGACUGCAGGGGUCCAGAGGUCUAAGGGGGCUGAUGGGUCCUAUGGGUCCAGUUGGUGACCGGGGUCUGCCUGGUUUCAGAGGUCCACCUGGAAUUGCUGGAGUCAUUGGCAAAACGGGUGAUGCAGGAGAGAAGGGGCCACAGGGCUUUAAAGGACCCAAGGGAGAAAUAGGGAAGCCCGGACCAAAAGGAAUGCCAGGCAGACCGGGAACAAAAGGUGAUCCGGGCAUACCAGGACGAGAUGGAAAAGAUGGCACACCAGGAACAGAUGGAGAAAAGGGUGACAGCGGACGGCCAGGAGUCCCAGGAGAAAAAGGCCCAAAUGGUCUUCCAGGACUGCAGGGAAAGGCUGGAACCAAAGGUUCUAAAGGUCAGAUUGGAGAUCAAGGAGAAAUGGGAGAGGCUGGCCCAUCUGGAGAACCAGGUAUUCCAGGAGACCAAGGAAUUCCUGGUGAGAGGGGUGAAGCAGGACCCAGAGGGCUCGCAGGUGCAAUUGGUCUUCAAGGAGGAAUCGGGCCAACUGGUGUGACUGGUUUCCAGGGACCUAAAGGAGGUCUUGGUGACCCUGGUCUGCCUGGGCCCACUGGAAUCCGUGGGGAUUUUGGUGAUAGGGGUCCAGUUGGUGCUUCUGGUCCUAAAGGGAACUUGGGCAUUGCUGGCAGCGAUGGACUCCCAGGUGAUAAAGGUGAACCGGGACAUUUUGGUCCAGUUGGACAAAAGGGAGAGGCAGGAAAAUUUGGGGAAAUGGGUCCAAAAGGUAUCACUGGCCCACAGGGUGAGAUCGGGGCAAGGGGUUCUCCUGGCAAGCCAGGUCUGAUGGGUUUCCAAGGAGAGCAGGGUCUUCCAGGCAUUGCAGGAAAAACAGGAGUUCCGGGAAAAUUGGUGAGCGAACAGCACAUAAGGGAACUCUGUGGUGGAAUGAUCAACGAUCAGAUUGCUCAGCUGGCUGCCAAUUUGAGACGGCCGUUGGCCCCAGGCAUGGUUGGCCGCCCUGGCCCAGCUGGACCGCCAGGAGAGUCUGGGGUUUCUGGAUCAAUAGGGCACCCUGGAGCUCGAGGUUCACCAGGAUACAGAGGUCCUCCUGGAGAGCUGGGAGACCCAGGUCCUAGAGGUGAUGUAGGUGACCAAGGAGAUAAAGGAGAAAUUGGAAAGGGAGUUGAAGGACCCAUGGGAGAUCAAGGACUACAAGGUCCUCCUGGAGUUAAUGGGGUCAGCAAAGAUGGCCGUGAUGGUGCCGUUGGGGACCCAGGCCUUCCUGGCGAGCCUGGAAGAGUUGGCAGAACUGGGGCUCAGGGUACGUCCGGGAUCUGCGAUACAUCAGCUUGCCAAGGACCAGUGGCAGCUGGAAAAUCCACAAACCCCAAAAACAAUUAAAACCCGGAAAAUAAAACCAAAAACCAAAAAAAACUAAAAAAGAAAGCUGACUGAUUUUAUUUUAAAGACAGUGAGAGGAAAGGCAGUCAAAGGCUUUUUCAGAGAGCAAGUGGACCAAACAGGAAAGUAAGAAGAAAGGAGCACAGUGUGUGAACGAGAGUUCAGUUCUCUAGCUUAUUCUGAGCAGCACCCAUGAAUGGCGACACUGAAAGAGCGCUUUGGAGACCUUUCUUGAACUUUUUAAAGUAUGAAUGUUUCUUUUGUUGUAUGUGUUUGUUUUUUAACCUGUUAAGAAAACCCCGUCCCACUGACCAAGCAGACGCUUCCUCACCUUCUCUAUGGCAUCAGACCAGUUUGCACCAUUUCUCUGGGGCUCCUUCAACUCUCCCAACCUAUAGAUGUGAGACCCACUUGUCAAAUUAUUUUCUCUCGGAACAUUUCAUUUAAAAAUGUUGUAACAAUGUGAAGGGGCUUUUUUGUGUAUGUGUAUGUAUAUAUAAACUGAGGUGAACCAUUUUGUAUAUAUCCUCAAGGCUGAGAACAGCCUAUGUCUCCAAGCUUGGAAGAAUCGAUUUGCUGUCUUUUGUUUUCUUCACGUUUUCAUUUGCGUUCUUUUUCUCUUUCUAAUUCUUUCUUCAAUAGUGCAACCCAGGUAUGUAACAAAAUAAAAGUUUCAAAUUGACCUCAACGA
This is a messenger RNA of Erpetoichthys calabaricus (reedfish), 2752 nucleotides long. RefSeq names its product collagen, type IX, alpha 3. NCBI's taxonomy places the organism in Eukaryota, Metazoa, Chordata, Cladistia, Polypteriformes, Polypteridae. The transcript has 29 exons. The record is from RefSeq and is a predicted model, not a curated record. Bases 1 to 2061 code for a protein of 686 amino acids.